UCUCUCAAUUUUAUGCCAAAAACCACCAAAAUUCUGGGCGAAGGAGGAGUGCAUUUCCCCAACGCAUACGUCACCACACCGAUGUGUUGUCCGAGUCGGUCCUCCUCUUUGACGGGACUCUAUGUACACAAUCAUAACGUUUAUACAAAUAACGACAAUUGCAGUUCACAACACUGGCAAACCACUUACGAGACCAGAACUUUCGCCUCUUAUCUCAGUAAUGCCGGCUAUCGGACGGCAUUUUUCGGUAAAUACCUGAAUGAAUACAACGGUACAUACAUUCCUCAGGGAUGGAAGGAAUGGUCGGCUUUAGUACGAAAUUCACGUUUUUAUAAUUACACACUGAAUGUGAACGGGAAUAAAGUGAAACACGGAGACGACUACCAUCUCGAUUAUUAUCCCGACCUCAUUACCAACGAUAGUCUUCAGUUUCUGCGCUAUUCGAAGCGAUUCUUCGCUAAUAAACCUUUACUUAUGGUGUUAUCAUAUCCGGGCCCUCACGGCCCCGAAGACGCCGCCCCGCAGUUCCAGAACCUCUUCCUUAACGUCACAACUCAUCGUACCAAAAGUUGGAACUUUGCUCCAAAUCCGGACAAACAAUGGAUCCUAAGAAAUACGGGUAAAAUGGAACCGAUUCACGAAGAAUUCACUGAUAUGUUGCACACAAAACGAUUGCAAACAUUACAAUCGGUGGACGAAUCCGUGGAAAAGUUAUACAAUGAGCUCAAAGAAUUAGGAGAACUCGACAACACAUAUAUAUUUUACACAUCAGAUCACGGCUACCAUUUGGGACAAUUUGGAUUAGUUAAGGGCAAAGCCAUGCCUUUUGAAUUUGAUGUAAGGGUUCCCUUCUUUGUGAGGGGACCUAAACUAACCGGCGGUCAAAAAAUUGACAACAUUGUGCUCAACAUAGAUCUGGCGCCUACUUUCCUGGAUAUCGCCGGCGUUAAAGUUCCCGAUCAUAUGGACGGCAGCUCUGUAUUGCCAUUGCUUAAGAAGACAACUGAAACCAAUAAAUCUGAUGUUGAGCUUAAAAAACCAAAGGAUGUCGAGUGGAGACAUACUUUCCUCAUUGAAAGAGGAAAAUAUACCAAAGAGUCGGACAAUCCUUUCCGGACUCUAUCGAAAAAAGAGUGGCUCACAAUUGAGUGCCAAAAACCCGAAUAUCAGUCUCCGUGCAGUCCUUAUCAGCGCUUUGAGUGUUAUUUCGAUGGCUCUGAGACCAGAAUCAGGAAAUGUAGAAAAUCCUAUUGGAGUCCUUCAUAUCAGAGAAAAGUACACCAGAAGUGUAUUUGCUCUUCGGAUCAGUCGACCGAUACAUCGGAUCAUAAAUACGAGGAAUCGUUUGAUAUUAAUUCCGAAGAUUUACUAAUAAAAUCAAAGAAACGAAAACUGGAUUCAAAUGAGAAGAAAUUGCAGCGAAGGUUCCUUAAAGAGCAUGUGUUUAACAAAGAUUUUCGGCCCAUUUUUAUCAGUUCCCGAAAUAAACGAGAAUUAGAUUUACUGAUGAACGAGGCUUUCGAUGUCGAGGGGGUCUAUGAAUUGAGUAAACUGUUGGACGCGAGCACUACUAAAGUGUACAACGAGUCAGCCAUCGAAGACAUCGAGACGUUUAACUACAAGAACAACACCUCGUGUACGAUAUCAGCCAAUCUGUCCAUCACUUGUUCCGACGAAGUGUACGAAAACAAAGAGUUGUGGCGCCAGAAGAAGACUCGAUUGGAUUCGAUGAUUAAAAAGCUUCAGAACAAACUCAUUGAACUAAAGGGUAUCCGACGGCACCUCAAUAUGAAACGACCAGCGCUUCACAAAGAAGUGGACACUAAUGAUGGCUAUAAAUGCGAUUGCGAUGCGACCGCCGACAGGGAUGGCGGACACCGUCGGGACAACCGGUAUAUGAAACGCCGGUAUAGAAAACGGAUGAGAUUUAUGGAAAGACAUCAUUUGAGGAAAGAGAAAAAAUUGCGGCGAAAAAGUAAAUUCUUGAACACAACGUGUAAUUACGAGAAAAUGAAUUGUUUUACUCACGAUAACCAUCACUGGAAGACCGCACCUCUUUGGACGAGCGACUGA
Messenger RNA from Medioppia subpectinata, 2073 nucleotides. NCBI's taxonomy places the organism in Eukaryota, Metazoa, Arthropoda, Arachnida, Sarcoptiformes, Oppiidae. The record is from the annotation of a GenBank genome assembly.